This is a messenger RNA of Alternaria postmessia, 1524 nucleotides long. RefSeq lists its product as uncharacterized. The coding region runs from base 1 to 1524 and encodes 507 amino acids. The record is from RefSeq and is a predicted model, not a curated record. Gene Ontology annotation, molecular function: oxidoreductase activity; heme binding. The transcript has 3 exons. NCBI's taxonomy places the organism in Eukaryota, Fungi, Ascomycota, Dothideomycetes, Pleosporales, Pleosporaceae.
AUGGCGAAGGUUUUCGAUUAUGCCGAGGUCGCACAGCACAACACAGCAGAGAGCUGCUGGGUGAUUCUCUACGGCAAUGUUUACGAUGUCACGCGCUUCAUUCCUGAGCACCCCGGCGGCUCAAAAGUCAUCCUCCAACUUGCCGGCACCGACGCAACCGAAGAAUACGAUCCCAUCCACCCACCCGGCAUUCUCGAAGAGAAUCUCGAAGCCUCGGAUAAGCUCGGCACCAUAAACCCAGACACGCUCCCGAAAGAGGAGAAGACACCAGAGGAGACUGGCGAGGCGCAAGACGAAGGACCCGUAGAUCUGGACAGCUUACUGAACCUCGAUGAAAUAGAAGAGGUGGCAACGAAGCAAAUACCUUACAAAGCAUGGGCGUACUACUUCUCCGCAAGCGACGACCUCCAGAGCAAGUCCUUCAACAACAGCGUAUAUCGCAGCAUACUCCUACGACCCCGCGUCUUUGUCGACUGCACCCGCUGCGACACAUCCACGUCCUUCAUCGGCAACUCGGUCAAACUCCCCAUCUAUGUCUCCCCAGCAGCCAUGGCGCGUCUCGCGCACCCAGACGGCGAAUGGGGCAUCGCACAAGCCUGCAGCCAAUUCGGCGCCAUGCAGAUAAUUAGUCAAAACGCGUCCAUGACGCCUGAACAAAUCGUCACAGACGCCACCCCAGGCCAGGUCUUUGGCUGGCAACUCUAUGUGCAGAACGAGCGCGCCAAGAGCGAAGCCAUCCUCGACCGUGUGAACAAACUCGACGCGGUCAAAUUCAUCUGCCUCACCCUCGAUGCGCCAGUCCCCGGUAAGCGCGAACACGACGAACGCAGCAAAAACGUCGGCUCAAACCUCCCCGUGCGCGCCUCGGUCCAAGAAUCACAAUCGCUCUCCAAGACCAGCACGAGUGCGAAGACACCCACACAAGCCAGCGAGAACGAGAAGCCAAAGCCCAAAUCAAUGGGCAUGGGCCAGUCCCUCUUCUGGGGCACAGCUGCAGAUCUAACUUGGCGUUCUACACUGCCCUGGCUCGCAAAACACACCACCAAACCUAUCGUUCUGAAAGGAAUCCAAACACACGAAGACGCUUAUCUAGCCUCGCUCCACGCUCCAGCCGUCAAAGCCAUCAUCUUAUCGAACCAUGGUGGUAGGGCACUGGAUACAGCUCCACCUGCUGUACACACGUUACUUGAGAUACGCAAAUACUGUCCCGAGGUGUUUGAUCGUAUUGAAGUUUGGGUCGAUGGAGGAAUCAAGCGGGGGACGGAUGUUGUCAAGGCCUUGUGUUUGGGUGCAAGGGGUGUGGGUGUAGGUAGGGCGGCGUUGUUUGGACUGGGGGCCGGAGGGAAGGAAGGAGUUGCGCGGGUGCUUGAGAUUCUCAAAGCGGAGACUGAGACGUGUAUGCGUCUACUUGGUGUGGAAAAGGUCGAGCAGUUGGGUAUGCAUUGCAUCAACACACGUGCGGUUGAGCGCGACAUCUGGGAUGGACCGGGUCUGGAAAGGGCUGUCGUCAAGGCGAAGUUGUAA